This is a messenger RNA of Ziziphus jujuba (common jujube), 1655 nucleotides long. RefSeq names its product stemmadenine O-acetyltransferase. The transcript has a single exon. The record is from RefSeq and is a predicted model, not a curated record. Lineage: Eukaryota; Viridiplantae; Streptophyta; Magnoliopsida; Rosales; Rhamnaceae. Bases 100 to 1422 code for a protein of 440 amino acids.
UAUCCUAUUCUCUAUAUAUACCACUAGUGGUGUGCCCUGCACUCCGACAUUCAAUUUCCGAUAGUCCUUUCUCCGUCUUUACACAAAACCUUUCCUAAAAUGAAGAAUAUUGAUAUCCAAGUGAUCUCCAAGCAGAGCAUCAAACCCUCUGCUCCAACCCCAGACCAUCUCCGCCAUUACCAGCUCUCUUUUCUUGAUCAAAUUGCACCUACAGUUUUCAUGCCUAUGAUCUUCUUCUACCCUAAACAAGCUGAUCAUAUCAAUCUCACUAAAAAACAACUUGUGGACAGGAUUAAGAAUUCUUUAUCCGAGUCCUUAACCUUAUUCUAUCCUCUUGCUGGACGAGUCAAGAACAAGCUCUACGUCGAAUGCAACGACGAGGGAGCUUGCUACUUUGAAGCCGAAGCCAAAUGCAAACUUUCUGAUAUUCUUCAGAAUCCAAACCCUCAAGACAUGAACCAUCUUCUUCCAUUCGAGCUGGAUGACGUUAAUGGCUUGCCAUUGAUCGUCCAAGUCACUUUCUUUGAAUGCGAAGGAAUUACCCUUGGUGUUGGCAUGAACCAUGAAGUUGCAGACGCUUUGUCUUUGAUCAACUUCCUUAACACCUGGUCUGCUUUCUCCCGUGGAGAAACUGAUUUUAGACCUCCAAUUUUCGGGACUGCCAAACUCUUCCCUCCGAGAGACAUGUCAGAUUUCACAUUGAAUUACGGGAUCGUAAAGGACAAUAUUGUAGCCAAAAGGUUCGUCUUUAAUGCUGCAAAAAUAGCAGCUCUCAGAAACAGAUGCGCAGAAGAAAAAGACACCGAUAAUUAUCAGAAACGUCCAACUCGUGUUGAGGCAUUAUCUGCUUUCUUAUGGAACCGCUUCAUGGCUUCCACACAACCAAAAGAAACCAGAUCAAACAAAAUCUACACAAUAUUACAUGCUGUGAAUAUUCGUUCGAGGAUGGAACCGGUUCUUGCUGAGAAUUAUUUCGGAAAUAUAAGCAGGGUUGCAAUCUCGGUUCCGUCGAUGGAAAAAGAAGAAGGGUUCGAAGGAAUUUUGAAGCCGGUGAAGGAUUCGAUAAACAACAUCAAUCCUGAGUUUGUGAAGACACUGCAACAGACAGAUGGUGGGCAUUUGGAAUUUCUGAAACAACGCUCUACGCAGGUCAGUAAAGGAGAGGUGAUUUCUUUCAGCUUCACGAGUCUUUGUAGGUUGCCUGUUUAUGAGACUGAUUUCGGGUGGGGAAAUCCUCUUUUUGCUGGAUCGACCCGGUUGACAUUUAAGAAUCUGGUUACUUUUUUUGAUACUAAGAUAGGGGAUGGAAUUGAAGCUUGGAUUAAUUUGAAGGAGGAAGAUAUGGCUAAGUUUGAAGUGGAUGAAGAGCUUCUGGAGUUUGUUUCCCCGACCCUGAAUGCCAACAAAAAUUUAAUUAAUUAACUAAUUGAAGAAUAUGUGGAUUAUAGGUUGAAAAUUGUUAAUUUUCAUGCUAAAUAAAGGAUAUAUAUAUAUAUAUAUAUAUAUGUAUGUAUUAUCAUUGAACUAUUUAGUCUUUAGUUUUGCUUGUUGGCUUGUAUCCCAUGUAUAAGGCUGUGCAUGGUAUUGUUGAAUAUAUACAUUUGUACCUUUGUAUUAGUUAAUGUUAUUUGGUAUGGAUCUUUAUUAAUCGUUUA